GCCGAGAUUUGCCGAAUCAUCUGUCCUGCCCGGACUGGUGGAAGCGGCCGCAACGCCAUGUUGGCGAAGUCUCUCAUCUCUGUGAGAAAAAAAUGAUAGAAAACAUACGUACGGAGAAGAAAAGGUAGAUCGCCGAAGGAGGUUGAAGAUCGCGGCGAAUAUUUAUUUUUGAAAGAAACGGAACCGACCCGGAUCCGCAGAGGUUCCGGACGGACGAGGGAGGCUAAACCUCCCACCGUCCCCAUGAAUAGCACCGCUGAUCUGAACAGCGACUUUCCAUGAAAAAAAGACGUUUGUGUUGCUAUUCGAGCUUCGUUAUCCCAGUUCGUUAAAGGGAUUUGGGGCCUGCUUCAAGAAUCUGCUACGCUUGCUCAAUGUAUGCAAGCUAGGCGUUGUUUGUAUCAGUAUUUAUUAGGGUAUUGUUUUUAUUUGUUUUUUUGCGAUGAGUUUGCCACCGAAAGUGGUCCCCAAAACCGCCGCUGUCGCAGUUAGCGGACCUGGAAGUGGCCCCUCUCCGUCGAGCCAACUGCGGACUACCCUGACCUCCGUGUCUCUGCCGCCGGGAGCCCCAAAUGCUCCUCCGCCCGGCGCUGUACCGCCGCCUCAAAUCCCGCGGGUUCAGCCGUCACUGGACGACCGAAUCUUCCCCACACAGCCUGGGGUCGCUGCAGUCUACAGCGUGAGUCAGCUCUCGCAGCCCUUCUCUCAGACAUAUCAACCGAGUGCCACAGACAUUGCUGUUUUUUUGAGGCAGAGCGCCCAACUGAAGUUCAGUGCAGGAGAAACGCACCAGUUUCCUCCUAAGAACAUUGUAACCUUUAUGAAGGUACCCAGGCAUGCUGGCCCUCCUUACUCUGCUCAUGACAUCACCAAGGGACACCCUAACUUGGCGGGAACCCCGCCCGGUCAUGCCCACUCCCCGGCGCUCACUCAGGUAUCCCUACCCACAGCUUCCCAAUAUCGCUACCCUAAGGGCUGGGAGACAGGCGUAGGGUCUCCAUACAACCCUGGACAAAAUGCUGGUUCCGCCCCUCUAGUGUAUUCUCCCCAGACACAGCCAAUGAAUGCACAGCCACAAAGUCGCCCGGUGAGUGUCCCUCUGGUCUUUGAUUUACAGCACGCCUGCCUCCCAAGCACCCUAAAGUUUGCUACGGGCCCUCGACCAACCCACCAUCAGUUUUUCCAGAGGACUCAGAUGCAGACUGCAAGGCCCACCAUCCCUACAAACGCACCCUCCAUACGGCCGGGCUCACAGACUCCCACGGCGGCUGUCUACCCCACUAACCAACCAAUAAUGAUGACCAUGGCACCCAUGCCGUUCCCUUCCCCACAGGCUGCACAGUACUACAUCCCACAGUAUCGCCACAGUACGCCCUACGUGGGACCUCCUCAGCAGUAUUCAGUACAGCCUCCGGGGUCCGGCACCUUCUAUCCUGGUCCAGGGCCUGGGGAGUACCCUUCCCCAUAUCAUCCCCUCAGGUACCACCCGCCUGUCUCCCCCUCUGUUCCUGCUCCCGUCCCCACAGCUGGUCCACCCUACUACCCAGGACAGUCUGUGUAUCCGCCCUCACCCCCCAUCAUAGUGCCUACACCACAGCAACCUCCACCAGCCAAGCGUGAGAAGAAAACAUCCUCCCAGAUCCGUAUCCGUGACCCCAAUCAGGGCGGCAGGGAUAUCACAGAGGAGAUCAUGGCAGGGGGUUCAGGGAGCAGGAAUUCAACGCCUCCUGUCGGCCGCCCUUCCUCUACCCCGACGCCCCCACAGCAGCAGCUGAGCAGCAGCCAGACUCCAGAGCCGCAGCAACAGUCGCAGCCUCCUCAGCCACAGCAGGCCCAUCCUGGAGGCUACACGUUAGAGCCCCAGCAGCCACCGCAGCCACCGCAGCCACAGCAGCCACAGCAGCCGUCGACCACUGGGGCGUCAGACACCAAACCAGGCCCAGAUGAUAUGCCAAAACUGGAGCCAGUGGUCCAGAAGUCUUCCUCACCUGGGCUUGUGCAGCCUGAAGCCCCUGUAGAGAGACUUGAGGCCAAAGCUCCUGUAACUGAACCCUCUUCUACUGUUGAACCAGAGCUUCCCUCCCCUGCCUUGAUGACCGCCCCCGCCACUCUCCCUCUCUCAGUGGCCACCAACAGCGAACGUCCCUCAGCCAGGGAGUCCACUGCUUCAGCCUCUUCUCCUUCCUCCACAGUCGGGGAGCACAAGCCGUCUUUGGCGCCACCUCAGACUCCCAACACAGACAAGCCUCUCUCAGACGCUCCGCGGACUCCGGCUGCCUCGCCAGCACCGGAUCCCAAGGCUUUGAACGGCCUUGCAGACUCUGGGACUGAGCUGGACACGCCGGCUCCUGAGCCUUCUCUUCUGUCUUCAGCUGCACUCCAGCCCCAGGCCUCUGCUCCUGCUUGCAGAGAGGCCUCUUCCUCUGACACUUUGCCCUCUGACGUGAGGCCAGAGUUGCCCGUUGCUGCUGCUGCUGCUGCUGCUGCUGCUGUUGCUGCUGUGCUCGCCCCUGUGGCCCCUGUGGCCCCUGUGGCUGUGGUGCCAGUCACCCUGACCUCAAGCCCCGCCCCAGCUUUGCCAGUUUCGCCGCCGCCUGGCCUUCCGCCUCUCGUGCAGGCCACAACAGAGGCUGACGAGCCAAGCAAGUCCUUAGACCUCGUCCCUAGAGUAGGGGCAGAGGAACUUGGAGGCAUUACUGACAGCAAAACAGAGUCCCAGCAACAAGCACUCACCAGGAAGAGUCCCACUACAGUAAAUCAGAGCGCUUCUGCUAUACCAAAGACCUGGAGGAAACCAAAUGAAGGGAUCUCUGCUGGAGACGAACCUCAAAAGGACGACGAGGACGAGCCCGGGCCAGUGGAUCAGCCUGCUGGAGAGCAGGCCCUGCAGUCAGCUCCUCUGUGCAGCAGCCUGGUACCUCUACCAGCAGUCCUCACCUCCACCCCCGCUCCAGCUCCAGCUCCUGCCAGCAGCCCAGAGGCUGAAGGAAAGCCCGCCACACCAGAGGAGAACGGUGAGGCCGAGCUGGAGCCCAUGGGGAACGGGGCAGGUCACACUUCAGAGACGGAGAGCAGCGACGGAGGAGCCACUCCCGCAGACAAGGAGAACUCCACAGGGGCCCCACAGGAGAUGGAAGACCUGGCCGAGGCUAGUGGGAAGCGUCAGUAUAACAGGGACUUCCUGUUGGGCUUCCAGUUCAUGCCUGCCUGCGUACAGAAGCCUGAGGGUCUCCCACCCAUCAGUGAUGUGGUGCUGGACAAGAUUAACCAAAACAAGUUGCCAUCUCGAGUGGUGGAAUCCAGGGUGAUUUCCAGAGGACCUGAUUUCACACCUGCCUUUGCAGACUUUGGCAGGCAGCAGAUGAGCGGAGGACGAGGCGCUGCAAUCAUGAACAUUGGGGCUCGGCGUCCUCCUCCCAGGAAGAUCAUCAUGAACGUGUCGGUUAAUGAGAUUCAGCUGAAAAAAUCAGAGAACGCAUGGAAACCUGGCAUGAAAAGGCCGGAGGUCGUAGCAGAUGAUCCUAUUGUGCAAGACACACAGGAGCUCUUCAAGAAGGUCCGCAGCAUCCUGAACAAGCUGACUCCUCAGAAGUUCAACCAGCUGAUGAAGCAGGUGACGGACCUGACCAUCGACACAGAAGAGCGGCUCAAAGGGGUCAUCGACCUGGUCUUUGAGAAGGCCCUCGACGAGCCCAGCUUCUCUGUGGCCUACGGAAACAUGUGCCGCUGCCUCGCCACGCUCAAGGUGACCAUGACAGACAAACCCAACACCACCGUGAACUUUCGCAAGCUGUUGCUAAACCGCUGCCAGAAGGAGUUUGAGAAGGACAAGGUGGACGACGUGGUGUUCGAGAGGAAGCAGAAAGAGCUGGACUCUGCUGCAUCGACGACAGAGCGUGAGCGGCUUCAGGAAGAGCUGAAGGAAGCCAAGGAAAAGGCCCGGCGGCGUUCCAUGGGCAACAUCCGGUUCAUCGGCGAGCUCUUCAAGCUCAAGAUGUUGACGGAGGCCAUCAUGCACGACUGUGUUGUCAAGCUGCUGAAGAACCACGACGAGGAGUCGUUGGAGUGCCUCUGCAGGCUGCUCACCACCAUCGGCAAGGACCUCGACUUUGAAAAGGCCAAGCCUCGGAUGGAUCAGUAUUUCAACCAGAUGGAAAAAAUCGUCAAGGAGAGGAAGACGUCAUCUCGGAUACGGUUUAUGUUACAAGACAUUAUAGACCUGAGAUUGCACAACUGGGUGUCCCGGAGAGCCGACCAGGGCCCGAAAACCAUCGAGCAGAUCCACAAGGAGGCGAAGAUUGAAGAGCAGGAGGAGCAGAGAAAAGUGCAACAGCAACUGCUCUCCAAGGACAGCAAGAGACGGCCAGAUCCGAGAGAUCAGAGAGAUCAGCGCGAUCAGCGAGAGCAGCGAGAGCAGCGCGUGCAGAGGGAAGAGACCUGGAACACUGUGCCCAUGACGAAGAACAGCAGGACCAUCGACCCCACCAAGAUCCCAAAGAUCUCCAAGCCUCAAAUGGAUGAGAAGAUCCAGCUGGGCCCCCGGGCUCAAGUCACGUGGGUGAAGGGCAGCAGUGGAGGAGCCAAGGCCAGUGACUCAGAGCUGUCACGGACAGCUGGCCUCAAUCGUUACUCUGCGCUGCAGUCUACCCCCCAACCCUCCACCACUCCUCCACAGAACCCAGACUUUGACUCCAGGAGAACUCUGGGAAGUCGUAGCAGCGGCGUUAGAGAACGCAGUGAGAAGCCACUGAGCUCUGCGGCUCCGUCGUCCCGGCCCGGACCGUUCACCCGGGGAGGCAGUUCCAAGGAGCUGUUGGAGAGUCCAACCCCAGAGGAGCCGCGGAAGGACCGGGAGCAAGAGGGAGACGAGCCCUGGAGACAGAGUGUCUCGGAGGACAAGGCGGAGCCGGAGCGCAGCAGAGUCAGGGAGCCUGUGAAACCUGAGCCGGCGGUCCAGACCCCCGACAAACCUGCUCUGUCUGAGGAGGAGAUGGAGAGGAAGUCCAAGUCCAUCAUCGACGAGUUCCUGCACUUAAAUGACUACAAGGAGGCCGUUCAGUGCGUGAACGAGCUCGACUUGGGCUCUCAGCUGCACACCUUCGUGUGUGUCGGGGUGGAGUCGACCCUGGAGCGCAGUCAGAUAACACGGGACCACAUGGGCCAGCUCCUCUUCCUGCUGGUGCAGCAGGACAUCCUGCCCAAACCCCUGUUCUUCAAAGGGUUUGCAGACAUCCUGGAGCAAGCGGAUGACAUGUCCAUCGACAUUCCCCACAUCUGGCUGUACCUGGCCGAGCUGCUCAGCCCCGUGCUGAAGGAAGGGGGCUUCUCUAUGAGAGACCUCUUUAGUGAAUUAAGCAAACCUUUGCUUCCUGUGGGAAGAGCUGGGAUCUUAAUUUCUGAAAUGCUGCACAUACUAUGCAAACAAAUGAGCCAUAGGACUGUGUGUUCUUUGUGGAGGGACUCUGGCCUCAACUGGACCGACUUCCUGCCGGAGGGAGAGGACGUCCAGGCUUUCAUCUCUCAACAGAAACUCCAGUUCAUCCUGUCGGACGGCUCCGGUCCUGAGGCGGCUCUGUCCAAAAAGAUCCUGUCUCCUGAGGAGCUGAGCCAGCAGCUGGAGAGACUCCUCCUGGAGGACAUGGCCAGCGAUGAGCAGAUCUUUGACUGGGUAGAGGCAAACUUAGAUGAUUCUCAGAUGAGCUCGUCUCCCUUCCUGAGGGCGUUGAUGACAGCUGUGUGUAAGGCAGCAGUGAAAGAUGAUAACACCAACUGUCGAGUGGACACGGCCAUCAUCCAGAGGAGAUUGCCUGUAUUACUCAAGUACCUUAACUCAGACACUGAGCGACAGCUGCAAGCACUUUAUGCACUUCAGAUGCUGAUCGUCGCCCUCGAUCAGCCUCCAAACCUUCUCCGGAUGUUCUUUGACGUUCUGUAUGAUGAGGACGUCAUCUCGGAGGAUGCUUUCUACAACUGGGAGACGAGCAAAGACCCUGCCGAGCAGCAGGGUAAGGGUGUGGCCCUCAAGUCUGUCACGGCUUUCUUCACCUGGCUGCGGGAAGCGGAGGAGGAGUCGGAAGAUAAUUGACGAGGGAGACACCCGGGGGGGGGGGGGGCACGACGUAGAAGAACUGCAUACUUACAGCAGAACAAACAUUCAAAAUGGGUGUAUGGGCAGGACGACAUGUUUUACGGCUGCAGUUUUACGGACGACAUGUUUUACGGCUGCGGUACGGUUCUGAAACAUGCCGCCAUUUUGAGUUUGGAUUCCAACGGCGGAAGCACUAAAUACCUGUAUUAUACAUAGAAAAUAUUUUUGUUUUAAAUUUUAACUUACUUUUGUUUUGUUACUUUUUAAGAAGAGACUUAAAAGAUACAUAGGUUGUGGACUCUUUAAUUUAUUAUUUUUUUAAGGACUGCAAAUAUGGAAGUUAUUUAACAUUUGCAGACGCUCACAAAUGAGAACAACAACAGAAAUAACAAUAUAAUUAAUUAUAAUAACAAAAUAAUAAUUGUGAAAUAAAUGGCCUCCCUGGAUUCCACACUGUUUGGUUUAAAACAGGGUAAAACAAAAUUCAUUUUGGGAUGAAGGGGAAGCGGAGAUAAAAAAAAAAGGAGUGGAUGCACAGAAACUAUUAACGUUGUCCGUGUAUGACGUUUUGAGGUCAAAGGUUAUCUCCUAAUAACCAGAAAGUGUUUCCCUCAGCCUUGGCUUGCUCUACGUUGAUAUGUACAUACGCCUCAUGAGAGGUAGACUUAUGCAUUCGAGAAGCGAUGCAAGUCUGUCCACAGAACUGUCGGAACAAACUCAGACGAACAAACCAGAUACAUUCAAAUGAAACGAGCAAAAAAAAUGCAACAUUAAAAAGCAAAUGGCCAGGUCCGCUGAACGUGAAAUGCUUGUAAUACUUCACCCUACAGAGCAGAUUAAAACUUGUAAAUACAUUAAAGACAAAAAAGGUAUUUAAAAAAACA
Molecule: messenger RNA, 6972 nt
Organism: Cottoperca gobio
Lineage: Eukaryota; Metazoa; Chordata; Actinopteri; Perciformes; Bovichtidae
Gene: eif4g3a
Product: eukaryotic translation initiation factor 4 gamma, 3a
Exons: 35
Coding region: 443-6085 (1880 amino acids)
Cellular component (GO): eukaryotic translation initiation factor 4F complex
Molecular function (GO): mRNA binding; translation initiation factor activity; protein binding
Source: RefSeq, a predicted model, not a curated record